AUGGCAGCUCGUCCACACCAGGAGCCUAUGGCAGCUCAUCGACAAAAGGAGACUAUGGCAGCUGGCCCAGGCCAGGAGACUAUAGCAGCUCGUCCAUACCAGGAGACUAUGGCAGCUCAUCCACACCAGGAGACUAUGGCAGCUCGCCCAGGCCAGGAGACUAUGGCAGCUCGUCCACCCCAGGAGACGAUGGCAGCUCGCCCAGGCCAGGAGACGAUGGCAGCUCGUCCACCCCAGGAGACGAUGGCAGCUCGCCCAGGCCAGGAGAUGAUGGCAGCUCGAGACUAUGGCAGCUCGCCCAGGCCAGGAAACUCUAGCAGCUCGUCCACACCAGGAGACAAUAGCAGUUCGUCCACGCCAGGAGACUAUGACAGCUCGUCCAAACCAGGAGACUAUGGCAGCUCAUCCACACCAGGAGACUAUGGCAGCUCACCCAGGCCAGGAGACUAUGGCAGCUCACCCAGGCCAGGAGACUAUGGCAGCUCUUCCACACUAGGAGACUAUGGCAGCUCGUCCACACCAGGAGACUAUGACAGCUCACCCACACCAGGAGAAUAUGGUAGCUUAUCCACACCAGGAGACUAUAGCAGCUGGCCCAGGCCAGGAGACUAUAACAGCUCGUCCACACCAGGAGACUAUAGCAGUUCGUCCACAUCAGGAGACCAUGACAGCUCGUCCACACCAGGAGACUAUGACAGCUCGUCCACACCAGGAGACUAUGACUAUGGCAGCUCGUCCACGCCAGGAGACUAUGGCAGCUCAUCCACACCAGGAGACAAUGGCAGCUCCUCCACGCCAGGAGACUAUGGCAGCUCAUCCACUCUAGAAGACUAUAGCAGUUUGUCCACUCUAGAAGACUUUGACAGCUCAUCCACACCAGGAGACUAUGGAGACUAUGGCAGCUCGCCCAGGCCAGGAGACUAUGAAAGCUCGUCCACGCCAGGAGACUAUGGCAGCUCGCCCAGGCCAGGAGACUAUGGCAGCUCGUCCACUCUGGAAGACUAUGGCAGCUUGUCCACGCCAGGAGAAUAUGGCAGCUCAUCCACUCUAGAAGACUAUGUCAGGUCAUCCACUCUAGAAGACUAUGGCAGCUCGUCCACUCUAGAAGACUAUGGCAGCUCGUCCACUCUAGAAGACUAUGGCAGCUCGUCCACUCUAGAAGACAAAAGCAAUUCAUCUACGCCCGGAGACUAUGGCAGCUCAUCCACACCAGGAGACUAUAGCAGCUCGUCCACUCUAGAAGACUAUGAAGACUAUGGCAGCUCGCCCAGGCCAGGAGACUAUGGCAGCUCGUCCAAACCAGGAGCCUAUGGCAGCUCACCCACACCAGGAGACUAUGGCAGCUCACCCAGGCCAGGAGACUAUGGCAGCUCGUCCACGCCAGGAGACUAUGGCAGCUCGCCCAGCUCGCCCAGGCCAGGAGACUAUGGCAGCUUGUCCACGCCAGGAGAAUAUGGCAGCUCAUCCACUCUAGAAGACUAUGGCAGCUCAUCCACUCUAGAAGACUAUGGCAGCUCGUCCACUCUAGAAGACCAUGGCAGCUCGUCCACUCUAGAAGACUAUAGCAACUCAUCCACGCCAGGAGACUAUGGCAGCUGGUCCACGGCAGGAGAAUAUGGCGGCUCGCCCACUCUUGAAGACUAUAGCAACUCAUCCACGCCAGGAGACUAUGUCAGCUCGUCCACGCCAGGAGACUAUGGCAGCUCAUCCACACCAGGAGACUAUGGCAGCUCGCCCAGGCCAGGAGACUAUGGCAGCUCAUUCAAACCAGGAGACUAUGUCAGCUCGCCCAGGCCAGGAGACUAUAGCAGCUCGUCCAUGCCAGGAGACUAUGAAGACUAUGGCAGCUCGUCCACUCUAGAAGACUAUGGCAGCUCGUCCACUCUAGAAGACUAUAGCAACUCAUCCACGCCAGGAGACUAUGGCAGCUCGUCCACGCCAGGAGAAUAUCGCAGCUCGUCCACUCUAGAAGACUAUAGCAACUCAUCCAGGCCAGGAGACUAUGGCAGCUCGUCCACGCCAGGAGACUAUGACAGCUCAUCCACUCUAGAAGAUUAUAGCAGCUCGUCCACUCUAGAAGACUUUGACAGCUCAUCCACACCAGGAGACUAUGGCAGCUCUUCCACACCAAGAGACUAUGGCAGCUCGCAUGGGCCAGGAGACUAUGUCAGCUCAUUCACACCAGGAGACUAUGGCAGCUCGCCCAGGCCAGGAGAUUCUAGCAGCUCGUCCACACCAGGAGACAAUAGCAGAGACUAUGGCAGCUCGCCCAGGCCAGGAAACUCUAGCAGCUCGUCCACACCAGGAGACAAUAGCAGUUCGUCCACGCCAGGAGACUAUGACAGCUCGUCCAAACCAGGAGACUAUGGCAGCUCAUCCACACCAGGAGACUAUGGCAGCUCACCUAGGCCAGGAGACUAUGGCAGCUCACCCAGGCCAGGAGACUAUGGCAGCUCUUCCACACUAGGAGACUAUGGCAGCUCGUCCACACCAGGAGACUAUGACAGCUCACCCAAACCAGGAGAAUAUGGUAGCUCAUCCACACCAGGAGACUAUAGCAGCUGGCCCAGGCCAGGAGACUAUAACAGCUCGUCCACACCAGGAGACUAUAGCAGUUCGUCCACAUCAGGAGACUAUGACAGCUCGUCCACACCAGGAGACUAUGGAGACUAUGGCAGCUCGCCCAGGCCAGGAGACUAUGGCAGCUCGCCCAGGCCAGGAGACUAUGGCAGCUGGCCCAGGCCAGGAGACUACAGCAGCUCGUCCAUACCAGGAGACUAUGGCAGCCCAUCCACACCAGGAGACUAUGGCAGCUCGCCCAGACCAGGAGACUAUGGCAGCUCGUCCACCCCAGGAGACGAUGGCAGCUCGCCCAGGCCAGGAGACGAUGGCAGCUCGUCCAUUCUAGAAGACUAG
This is a messenger RNA of Oncorhynchus nerka (sockeye salmon), 2916 nucleotides long. Its product is annotated as collagen alpha-1(III) chain-like. The record is from RefSeq and is a predicted model, not a curated record. NCBI's taxonomy places the organism in Eukaryota, Metazoa, Chordata, Actinopteri, Salmoniformes, Salmonidae. The transcript is spliced from 9 exons. Bases 1 to 2916 code for a protein of 971 amino acids.